This is a messenger RNA of Mytilus trossulus (common blue mussel), 1076 nucleotides long. Its product is annotated as plexin-B3-like. Gene Ontology annotation, cellular component: semaphorin receptor complex; plasma membrane. The record is from RefSeq and is a predicted model, not a curated record. Bases 1 to 939 code for a protein of 312 amino acids. Gene Ontology annotation, biological process: regulation of cell migration; semaphorin-plexin signaling pathway involved in axon guidance. Gene Ontology annotation, molecular function: semaphorin receptor activity. The transcript is spliced from 7 exons. Lineage: Eukaryota; Metazoa; Mollusca; Bivalvia; Mytilida; Mytilidae.
AUGCAGAGCGGAGGCUCAACAUUUACAAUUUGUAGUGAAGGGUUUACAAAUGUAGGACAGAUCACUGUUCAGAGGGUGGUCAAACCUUGCGAUGUACCAGAGAAUACUUCAACUGUUUGUGAAACACCGUACAAAAUACAGAAUCAAUCAAAUGAACAAACUAUUUAUGUUAAAUUUGAUGGCGUUACACUUCCAAUCAAUAUAGUAUAUGUAGAUGUUCCUACGUUCGAAAGGUUUUCAGGGGUCCUUGGAUAUGAUCAAGGGUCAUCUAUCAAAAUCAAGGGUAUAAAUAUUUUGAGGGGAGCACAUCGUGAAGACUACAGUGUACAUAUUGGGUUGGAUGGACUUUGUCUCAUUACUGAUAUAAAUAUGCAAUUCAUCACAUGUUUGCCACCGAAAUCAGUACCUCGAACUAAUAAAACAGAUGAAAAUACUGUUCACGUCAUUGUUGUAGUUAGCAUGAUCACGGCGUAUAUCGGUGACUUACAAUAUACAGAAGCUGACAAUAAGUCUUCUCUUGUUAAUGCACUUUUAACUGGUGGUUUGGUGACAUCGGUAUUUAUUGGCAUUAUGGCUGUAUUGAUUUCACGACGGAAUAAGAAAAUAGUUAUAAAAAAAUGCAAUAUGGAAAUGAGUAAAGACUUGUCUAAAAGGAGAAAAAAAUCAAGGAAAGAUAAUGAACUUGGACAUUUUGAGGACAGUGAGACGCCCUAUAGUGAAAUAAAUCCAGUUGCUGAAUUGAGUAGUUAUUCAAGUAGUGUUGGUCACCAAGACGUGAAUACUGGAUAUGAAAAACUCGGCCAUCGAUUGCCAAGGCCUACAAAUCCUUAUAACCAUCUACAACAAUCGGUUACCGACAAUCAAAUGCCAGACACCACAAAUAUUGAAAAUCGUACAAAAGAUUUAUUGGCUAGUGAUUACAUGGAUCUUAACAUUUAAGAUAAAUUAAACACAGUUUCAUGUCAGUUGGUAUCAUCAUUAUAACCUAUGUCAGCACUGUCACCAUUAAUUGUCAAUAUUUGUCAUCAUUUUCAGUUGGGUAGUGUUUUUUUUUUAUUGUUGUUAGGCGAAGGGAU